Messenger RNA from Olea europaea var. sylvestris, 1911 nucleotides. RefSeq names its product G-type lectin S-receptor-like serine/threonine-protein kinase At1g11300. Gene Ontology annotation, biological process: recognition of pollen; protein phosphorylation. Bases 289 to 1911 code for a protein of 540 amino acids. The transcript is spliced from 9 exons. Lineage: Eukaryota; Viridiplantae; Streptophyta; Magnoliopsida; Lamiales; Oleaceae. Gene Ontology annotation, molecular function: protein kinase activity; ATP binding. The record is from RefSeq and is a predicted model, not a curated record.
CAUUUUGUUUCCGCUCCACCACGCCCACCCCAGAAGAAGACAUAAGUACGAUAAGGAAAAUAGAAGAAAUGAAAAGACUUGUCUAAAUCUGCAGGCUGGUUCAUUCUUCUUUGAUGGCUUGUGGCUCAUGAUUUAGCUCAAACUUGCACCCUUUGAAUUUCUGUACAGAAACACUGCCAAUUUUCGUCGAGAAUGAUCUAAUUCUACUAGACCCACAAAACUGAAUAGUGGAGAAUUUGUCUGUUCUUGGGAAUCAGAAAUCGAUUCAUCAGAGCAAGAGGCUUGAUCAUGAUCACGGGUAUUUGGUAUAACCAAAAUGUUUCUGAACCUUCUGUGGUGUGGAUAGCAAAUAGGGAUAAAGCUUUGAACGAUUCUUCUGGUACUGUGAAGAUAUAUAAAGAUGGGAAUAUUGUGGUUAUGUAUAGGGACAAGGAAAUUCUUUGGUCGUCAAAUGUUAAAAAUACUAAGAUGAAUACGACUGCCCAGCUAUUGGAUUCUGGAAAUCUUGUUUUGAUAGAAUCUUCUAGUGGACGUAAAUUAUGGGAAAGUUUUAAGCAACCUUCGGGGUCAUUCUUGACAGCAAUGAAAAUAAGUCGCAGUAUUACCGUAGUUGAGAAGGCUACUACUUCUUGUGGUAAUGGCACAUGUGGACCGUUUGGGAUCUGCAACUCACAAAACUCGCCUAUUUGUACCUGUUUGAGAGGGUUUUAUCCGCAGGACGAUGGGGAAUGGAAAGCAGAGAACUGGACAAGUGGAUGCGUGAGGAGGAUAGAUUUGCAGUGUGAAACAAACAAUGGCUCCAAUAGCGGGAGCAAAGAAGAUAGGUUUUUGAAGCUAGAAACGAUGAAAGUUCCAGAUUAUGGAGAUCGGCAGCCCGGUCAGGAAUCUGAAUGUGAAGGUCUAUGCAUGAAGAAUUGUUCCUGCAUAGCCUAUGCUCAUGACACUGGUAUUGGCUGUCUGUUCUGGACUGGAAGCUUAAUUAACAUUCAAAAAGACUCUGCAGGCUCAGAUCUUUUCAUUCGACUGGCAAAUUCGGAAUUUGGUCAUAAGAAAGACUUUAAGUUAGUCCUAAUAAUUAUGGUUAUCGUUGGUUUGAUUUCCAUAUCCAUUAUCAUAUUCUUUUCCUGGAAAUUCAUGACUAAACCAAGAGGCAACACGAUGAUAUCAGAACAUGGGGUUGUACGCCCAUCUGAUUCAGUUGAUGUUUCUCAUGAAGAAGAUAUAAGCAAUGCUGGCAUCGAAGAGUUACCAUUAUUUAAAUUUGAGAUGCUUGCAAAUGCGACGGACAAUUUCCACGAUGCUAACAAGCUUGGAAAGGGCGGUUUUGGUCCAGUUUACAGGGGACAAUUGGCAAAUGGUAGAGAAAUUGCAAUCAAGAGGCUAUCAAAAGUAUCUACACAAGGGAUGAAAGAAUUUAUGAAUGAAGUGACGUUGAUUUCCAAACUCAAACACCGGAACCUCGUUAGACUGCUGGGAUGCAGUGUUGAGAGGGGAGAGAAGAUGCUAGUCUAUGAAUACAUGCCUAAUAAAAGCUUGGAUGCACAUCUAUUUGAUCCAUCACAAGAUAUCUUAGAUUGGAGACUACGUUUCAGCAUUAUUGAAGGUAUUGGCCGAGGCCUUCUUUAUCUUCACAGAGAUUCUAGAUUGCGGAUAGUUCAUAGAGAUCUGAAGCCAAGUAACAUAUUGCUGGAUAAUGAUUGGAACCCAAAGAUUUCAGACUUUGGCAUGGCAAGAAUUUUUGGAGGCAACCAAGAUCAUGCCAGCACUGUAAGAGUGGUAGGAACAUAUGGAUACAUGGCCCCUGAAUAUUUGGAUUUUUCAAUCGUGAAUAUGAGAUUUAGGGUCAAGACAAAAGGGUUAUUGUUAUCUUGCACUAGUGGAACAGGUUCAGUUCCUAAACCCCCAGAUUAG